AUGCAGGAGCCAAAAAGCAAGGGUGCCCGAAAGCGCAAUGCCUCGGCAGCGGGUUUCAAGAAGGAGUUCAAGCCUUACCACGCGACGAGCGUCCCAAAGGACACGGACCUCGCUGCGAACGCCACAGCUGAUGAGCCCCCCACUACUGCCAUGCUUCGAAACAUCCCCAGCAAGUUCACCCAGCAGUCGUUGCUGGAGGAGAUCGACGCAGAAGGCUUCAGUGGCCUCUAUGACUUCUUCUACCUUCCGAUGGAUGUGCGCAAUAAGACGAACGUGGGCUACGCUUUCGUCAACUUCUUGGAGCCGGAUGACAUGGCUCGGUUUUCCCGACACUUUGAAGGGUACCGGUUCAAGAACAACAACAGCCAGAAGAUCGCCACCGUUAGCCCGGCGCAUGUGCAGGGUUUGAAAAGGAACAUCCAGCAGCUCUCCAAGAAAGCCGUGCUCCACUUCAACAAAGGCCAGUACAAGCCCGUGGUGUUCCGAAACGGUGAGCGUGUGGACUUUGAAGUCAUGGCGAAGGAGUUGGACUAA
Symbiodinium necroappetens is the source of this 534-nucleotide messenger RNA. The record is from the annotation of a GenBank genome assembly. NCBI's taxonomy places the organism in Eukaryota, Dinophyceae, Suessiales, Symbiodiniaceae.